Armigeres subalbatus is the source of this 1038-nucleotide messenger RNA. RefSeq names its product DNA-directed RNA polymerase II subunit RPB3 (gene RpII33). Bases 159 to 986 code for a protein of 275 amino acids. Gene Ontology annotation, molecular function: protein dimerization activity. The record is from RefSeq and is a predicted model, not a curated record. NCBI's taxonomy places the organism in Eukaryota, Metazoa, Arthropoda, Insecta, Diptera, Culicidae. Gene Ontology annotation, biological process: DNA-templated transcription. The transcript is spliced from 2 exons. Gene Ontology annotation, cellular component: RNA polymerase II, core complex.
CAUCCUAUCCUAGGAAGCGUCAUCCGAGCUGUUCGCUCCGUUCGCUCGUCCGGUUAUUUCUUCGGAGUAAUUUUCUGUUUUCUCGGCGCUUUUUCCUAUUUUGAUUCUUUGAAUUUAUUGCUUUGUGUGCCUGAGUUCUGCUGCAAGAUAUUCCCAACAUGCCGUACGCAAAUCAGCCUUCGGUGUCUAUUACAGAACUGACGGAUGAGAAUGUGAAAUUUGUUGUCGAGGACACUGAGCUCAGCGUCACCAACAGUCUCCGGAGAGUAUUUAUUGCCGAAACUCCAACCCUGGCCAUCGAUUGGGUACAGCUGGAAUCAAACACCACUGUAUUGGCGGACGAAUUCCUUGCCCAUCGGGUUGGUUUGAUUCCGCUCAUUUCGGACGAAGUUGUGGAACGAAUGCAGUAUAGCAGGGAUUGCACUUGUUUGGAUUUUUGCACCGAAUGCAGCGUCGAAUUCACGCUGGAUGUCAAGUGCAAUGACGAACACACCAGACACGUCACCACAGCCGAUUUGAAGUCGAGUGAUCCAAGGGUCCUUCCGGUUACUUCGCGGCAUCGUGACGACGAAGACAACGAGUACGGCGAGGGUACGGAUGAAAUUUUGAUAAUCAAGCUGCGUAAGGGCCAAGAGCUGAAACUUCGUGCGUACGCCAAGAAAGGAUUCGGCAAGGAGCACGCCAAAUGGAAUCCGACCUGUGGCGUGUGCUUCGAGUACGAUCCGGACAAUUCAAUGCGGCAUACUUUAUUCCCGAAACCGGAUGAGUGGCCCAAAUCGGAACAUACCGAGCUGGAGGAUGAUAAGUAUGAGGCGGAUUUUAACUGGGAAGCAAAGCCGAACAAAUUCUUCUUCAAUGUGGAAUCUUCUGGAGCUCUCAAGCCGGAGAAUAUCGUGAUGAUGGGAGUGCAGGUGCUGAAGAACAAGCUUUCGAAUCUUCAAACCCAACUUAGUCACGAGCAACAGACGGAUGCUCUGGCUAUUUAAGAACAUUGUAUUGUAACUAUCUAUACUGAUUAAAAUAUAUUUCAAAUUGAAA